Messenger RNA from Prunus persica (peach), 2353 nucleotides. Its product is annotated as scarecrow-like protein 18. Gene Ontology annotation, molecular function: DNA-binding transcription factor activity; sequence-specific DNA binding. The coding region runs from base 929 to 2353 and encodes 474 amino acids. Lineage: Eukaryota; Viridiplantae; Streptophyta; Magnoliopsida; Rosales; Rosaceae. Gene Ontology annotation, cellular component: nucleus. The record is from RefSeq and is a predicted model, not a curated record. The transcript has a single exon. Gene Ontology annotation, biological process: regulation of DNA-templated transcription; meristem initiation.
ACGUAUAUAUAUAUUUCAUUUGGGAGAUAUUGUGGAUGCCCACCAUUGCUGGAUGGAGUACUCAAUGUGAUCAACAAUGUUAAUGUGAUUAAUAACGUUGAAAGAGACAUCUUACACAUCGUUGUUGGGCAGAAAAAAACAGAUUAAUUGCAUAAAAAUAUAUAUAGCACUAUUAUAUAUAUUGUUAAUCUAUAAGUGGGCUGCAAUAUGGGAUCGAUAUAGAUAUCUGAAAAACAAAGAACACUGGUUUGCUAGCAAUAUGCAAGAACCAAAAUGUAAUUAGAAAAAAAAUCAAUAUUUAAAAAAAAAAGGAGAGAAAAUAAUAAUUCGUGAGAUGAGAGGGUAAUGUUUGUGCAGAGGCACUGUUACUGACUGCUGCAAGCAUUUCAGUUGCUGCCUGUUUCUGGUAGAUAAUGCUUCCUCAUGGAAAGCUGCUCCACAGCAUUAGAGAUCAUCAUAUAUAUAAUAUAUAUGUAUAUCUAUCUUCUUAAUUAAAAAAAAAAAAAAAACCCUCUUACUCAUAGAGAGUAGAUCUGAAUCUGCUCAUGAUAUAUAUAUCUUCCUUCCUCAUUUUCAUUUUCAACAAUUUAAAGAACUGAUCAGAUCGUACAAUUGAUAUAUAUAUAUAUAUAUAUAUGUAGCCUCCCUCUAUCUCUCUCUCUUUCUCUUUCUCUCUCUCUCUCUUCCAAACCCUUGUUCUGCAAUUAAUUUGUUAUAUAUCCCAUUUAUAUAGAAUAAUAUGUGUGUAGGAGAGAGACCAGUUCCCCCAAAUAUACCUGGUAUCACAGUUGCUGAUACUACUUAUUGCCACUGCUGCAUCUAUAUAUGACUGCGCCUUUACAUUCUAUACACUCAGCAGCUAGCAGAUGCCAAGUUCUUGAAGAAAGCAGCUUGCUAGAGCUAAGCCAGCUGAAAGAUCAAGAAGUAAAUGCUCAUGGGCUCAUUCAAUUCUUCCCAUCUGCAACAACAAGAAGAACAAGUGCCUCUUGAAGAUCAACAAGAAGAUCAUCCACAUCAUAAUUACCAAUUACCCAACAUCAGCAAUAUCUCAGAUCUGCAACUAUACCACCACAACCACCACCAUCUCCAUGCUCACCAGAUUUCUCACCAGCCAUUUGUAAUGCCAAGGGGCUUGAUGACCACCUCACCAACCCACAUGCGCCAAUUGCUCAUUACCUGCGCCGAGCUCAUUUCCCAGCUUGACUUCUCCUCCGCUCGCCGCCUCAUUUCCCUCUUGUCUUCCAAAUCCUCCCCGUUCGGGGACUCCACCGAGAGAUUGACCCACCAGUUUGUCAAAGCCCUCUCCCUCCGCCUCAAUAAUCCUAACCCUAGCUCUAGUGCGGCACUCACAACUGCCGCCACUGCGGCCGCAUCCUCCUCCUCCAACUACUUAUUGUUGGAAGAGGAGGACGACAACAACAACGAGGAGGCACUUCACUCGUGCUACCUAACCCUAAACCAGAUAACUCCAUUCAUAAGAUUCAGCCACUUGACAGCCAACCAAGCCAUCCUCGAAGCCAUAGACUCAUCCCAUCAUUCCAUCCACAUCCUCGACUUUGACAUCAUGCACGGCGUCCAGUGGCCCCCACUGAUGCAAGCCCUCACCGACCGCUCCUACAACAGCGACAGAACCGUCCAACAUCCGCCUCCCAUGCUUCGAAUCACCGCCACGGGCCACAGCCUGGCCCUCCUCCUCAAAACCGGUGACCGCCUCUUAAAAUUCGCCAACUCCCUCGGCCUCGCCUUCCAUUUCCACCCACUCGUCCUAAAUGACGCCGUCCAACCGUCAGACAUAAUCAGCCCUUCAACCCUCGGCCUCCUCCCGAACGAAGCCCUCGCCGUCAACUGCGUGCUCUACCUCCACACCCUCGUCACGGACGACUCACGUGAGCUCUCUCUCUUCCUCCGGAAGAUCAAGUCAUUAAACCCAAAGGUGUUGACGAUCGCCAACAAAGAGGCCAACCACAACCACCCUCUCUUCUUCAACCGGUUCGUGGAAGCUCUGGAGCACUACGGCGCCGUUUUCGACUCGUUGGAAGCGACGCUGCCUCCGAACAGCAGGGAGAGGCAGGCGGUGGAGGAUGUGUGGAUGGGGAGGGAGAUUAGGGACGUGGUGGGGGCGGAGGAGGGGAGGAGAAGGCAAAGGCACGAAAAGUACGAGACGUAUUGGGAGGUGAUGUUGAGGAGGGCAGGUUUUGAGAACGUGGCUUUGAGCCCUUUUGCUCUCUCGCAAGCGAAGCUGCUUCUGAGGCUUCAUUAUCCUUCCGAGGGUUACCAGCUGAGGAUAAUCAAUGACUCUUUUUUCUUAGGUUGGCAGAAUCGUCCCCUUUUCUCUGUUUCUUCUUGGCACUAA